AUGUCGAACCAUUCCAUCAUCCGCAUCACGAAGGAGUUGGCGGAUCUCCAAAAGUGUUCAGACCUCUCUCUCGCCGUUGCAUGCCGUGAUGUCGACGUGCGCAAUGUUAAAGCAAUCAUUAUCGGCCCUCCUGAUACACCAUACGAGUUUGGAUUCUUCGAGGUUCGUGAGACCAGAUGGUACACCACAAAACUUGCUAACGUUCUGUCAGUUCCAGGUGAAAUUUGGACGAGGAGAGUCGGUACUAAAGUGGUUCUGCAGAAUAUCCAGGAAAGGCUCCAUCAGUCCUUGCGACAACUACAAACGGAGGCAGAUGCCGGUUCAAUCCAAACAUCUAUGCUGCUGGAAAAGUUUGUUUCACUGCCGACGGUGUCAACUGAUACAAAAGGCUCAUAUAUUUGCAGUACAUGGAGAGGUGAAAGAGGAGAGGAGUGGUCAUCCGCACAGGGACUUGAGUCAAUUUUGAUUUCAAUCCAAAGUCUUAUGUCGUCGAACCCCUACGAGAACGAGCCAGGCUUCGAGACAGCAAUCGAUGAAAGCGCCAAGAAGGACCAAAAGGAUUAUGUGGCCAAGAUUCGUCACGAAUCGCUUCGAAUAUCGGUCAUUCAGCGUUUAGAGGAGUAUCUAGGCAUUUCCCCGGCUGGUGCAGUAGCCCCGUAUGCCUCACUCAACGACUAUGAUGAAGAUGAGCAAGAUAUCGAGUUCGACGAGUCGUCCAUAAACUUUGACCCUUUUAGGGAUCUCUGCAAACGCCGGUUCCUCUGGUACUACGAUUCAUAUCUCUUAGCCAUUAGUAAAGCUAAGACCGAGGUUAAGGAUGGCCAAGCGUUUAGUCGUAUGCCAUUUGAGUGCACUGGCAAUACAAUGGAGGGGAAAUUCAAUUACACCGAACUGGAAAGACGAUUAAGGCUCAUUAAGAAAACCUUGGAUGCGGAGACAGCAAGAUGGUCAGAAGAGGGCCUUGUGUUGCUGAAGAAAGAAAGCACAGCUGCGGCCAACCUUCAGAGGCAAUAUGAGCAAGUCGUUGAAGCAUACAAGAGGGACAAAAAAGUAACUCUUGAUAUUGAGCUUGUCGACAAUAACCCCUUCGUCUGGUCCAUUACCUAUAUCGGUAGACCUAUGACUAACUUGGAUGGCGGCCUCUUUCGAAUAACCCUCCGCUUUAGUCCUCGUUUCCCAGAAGAGCAGCCAAGAGCCAAAUUCGAGACACCCCUCUUUCAUCACCGCAUCGCCCUUGACGGCACUCCUUGUUAUAGUACUAAGCGUGCUGAGGAUGCCAAGUCACAUCUUCAAGCCAUUAUUGAAGCCCUGGAAGAAGUAUCCCCACCUUAUGAUCCCCGAACUCUCGUCAAUCCUGACGCCGCCAAGUUGUUCUGGGGCUCUGAGGAAGACAAGAAGAUGUACAACCGAAAGCUUCGUAGAGCUGUUCAGCGGACCACAGAGUAG
Molecule: messenger RNA, 1446 nt
Organism: Lachnellula hyalina
Lineage: Eukaryota; Fungi; Ascomycota; Leotiomycetes; Helotiales; Lachnaceae
Gene: UBE2Z
Product: Ubiquitin-conjugating enzyme E2
Exons: 6
Coding region: 1-1446 (481 amino acids)
Source: RefSeq, a predicted model, not a curated record